Molecule: messenger RNA, 3530 nt
Organism: Drosophila bipectinata
Lineage: Eukaryota; Metazoa; Arthropoda; Insecta; Diptera; Drosophilidae
Product: centrosomal protein of 162 kDa
Biological process (GO): cilium assembly
Cellular component (GO): axonemal microtubule; centriole; centrosome
Source: RefSeq, a predicted model, not a curated record
AACCUCUGGCCACACCGAUUUCUGUCAAAUACCCAAAAGGAAAUGUUUGCGACCAGUUUGUGCCACAAAAAGUGGUAAAUACCGAGGAUGUGCCGUGUUCGCUGAGUCCCGUGCUCUCUACCCUCGCGACCAGUGAACGUGCUAACUCCGUCAAACUGCGCGCACUCCGGAAAGAGCGCCAGCCCUCGGACAGUAAACAAAACGAAUUUUGUUUUGUGGUUUGCAGCGACCAGAACCAACCAACCAACCAACCAAACAAACAAACCAAUAAGCAAACACACACCGACGCACCGAACGCACGCAGCCAGAAAAAAAAACAGGAAGCGCGUGACCGUCCAGGCACAGGAUCGUCGGGAUGUCGCAGGUGCUCAGCCCCCAGAAGCAGGGAGGUCCCUGCCCACGUCCUGUGGGUGUGGCAGCGGCCGUGGAGGUUGAGUCCUUGGACUACGCCAGCAACAGCAGCAUCAUGGAGUUCCUCGCCAAGGAGCAGGACUGCGGCCUGGCGGACCCCGACCCGGAGAGCAUUUUUCAGGAGGUCAGUCGCCUGUCCGACAGCAGCGACAUGCGCUCCGUGGAUGAGCUGCUGCAGGAGGCGGAACGGCUUAUUCAGCAGCAGCUGCGCUUGGGCGGCAUCGCCACAGAUUUGCAGGCGGCCGGAGACCAGGCUGUCAAGGGAGUGGAGGAUGGGGGAGGAGGAGCAGGCGCAGUGGGAGAAGCGUCCUCAUCGCCCCUCUCCUCGCCGCACAGCAGCAUCCGGCUGAACACCCGAUACACCCAUCGCAUUGAGCACGUGCCCAUUUCCGUUUCCAAACCGCCAAAGGCUAUCGUGGCAGUCGCCAGCAGAGCCACAUCCACCACCACCACCUUUACGACCAUAACCAGCACCAGCACCGCCACCUACGCCACGACCAUCACCCGGCCCCGGUCCUGCUCCAAGUCCUCGGCCUCGCCCACAUCCCUGGCCCAGACCCCGAACCCCGAGGCCAGCGGGGUGUUUGCCGAGUUCGUGGACAACCUGCCGUCAGAGUCGGUCAUUUCGGAGGAGUCGACGCCCAAGGACCUGGACCUGGACAUGGAGACCCACACGGCGGCCCUGGCCCAGCUGCAGCUGCAGAUGCAGGACAACACGGACGACGACGAGGACACGAUGGAGGAGAUCACCGAGGCGGAGGUGGACGCCGUAGUGGCCACCCAGGCCACCCUAGUGACGAGGAGCCACUCCUACAGAAGCCAGCCGCCCAUCAGGCCCAUGGCCAGCUACAGCGAGAAGGCGGUGGGCAGCUCACCCAAGCACCUGGUCAGCACCCUGACCUCCCCCAUCGAGCAGAUCGCCUGCAGCGUCUCCCGCGAGCACGCCCUCAAGCUGGAGAUCGAGCAGCUGCAGGAGCGGCUCAAGGACACCGAGGAGCGCCUGGCCUCCGUCCGGCUCCAGUCCGACUCCCUGUCGCAGACGCAGCGCGCCCUGCGGGAUCACAACGGCCGCCUGCAGGAGGAGUCCGAGAUGCUCAAGCUGGACGUCCAGCACCUGAACGAGUGCGCUGGGGUGCUGAGGUCCGAGCUGCAGGCGGCGCGCCGGGAUCGGAGCGAGGCACUGCAGCUGCAGAAGUCGCUGCGGGCCGAGCUGGAGGAGGCGCAGCAGGAGCGCCGGCGGACGGGCGAGGGCAAGGAGAAGGACGCCCGGGUGAUCCAGGACCUGCAGCGGCAGUGUCGCGAGAUGGAGCGGAUUCUGAUGCGCAAGCACCCGGACUCGGUCUCCGCCCUGAUAGUGGCUUCUAAGACGCCGGGCAUGUGCCCGCUGAACGACCAGGAGAACGUCAAUAGCCGCAAGCUGCUGGAGCAGCGCAUCGCCCAGCUGGAGUCGGACGCCAAGGAGCAAGACCGCAAGGCCCAGCAGAUCCUGGCCAAUGUCCAGGCGCGCUUCAACUCGGUCCAGGCCAAGUACGAGACCCACAUUGCGGAUCUGGAGACGCAGGUUCUGAGCCUCCAGGAGAUCAACACCAAGCUGAACGAGCAGAUCGAGUCCCAGGUGCGCACCCUGGACCGCUACAUGCAGAAGAGGGCCGACAGAUUCUACAACAACUGCACCCAAACGGAUCCCCUGGACGGGGAGGGGCAGGCCGGAGCUUCUGUGGGCGCCAUCAGCUCCACGACGGGCACCCAGACCCAGGCCGUUAAUGGAACGCGGGACCACAGCACCAAUACCAUAGGCUGCCCCUCGCCCGCCCUGGUCUGCCAUGCGCGCGACCACCACGGCCACGGCCACCAGCUGCACCCGCCGUCGGCGAGCAGCAGCACCAGCAGCACGGCCAACUCGACGCCCAACACCUCGCGCCCCAACUCGAAGCAGAGCGGCACCCAGCGCCGCUCCCCGCUGGCCAGUGCCGGGCCCUCUAAGCUGCCCAUCUCCCAGUCAGAGUCCACACUCUCGCUGCUCAGCCACGGGCCGGGUGGCGGCCCGGGUCUGGGCUCCAAGGAGGAGGCCCAGCUACUGAGCUCCAUGAGGAGCAUGCGCGUGGAUCUGGCCAUCAAGAACAAGGCCAUGCAGCGCCUCACCCGGGAGCUGGACGACUGCAAGAAGACCAUACGGAAGCUGCAGCGCGACAGGGACUCGGCCGCCGGGUGUGGCAGCAACGGCGGCAGUCUAGCAGGCAGCAGAAUGGACUUGAAGGCUCAGUCACCGGGGCAUGCCCAGGCCAGUGGCGGGGCCUCUCUAAGCGGAGGUCAGCGGCGUUAUGAUCACCACCACCAUAGUGACCACAUCCCGGCGGCCACCGAGAGCCAGGCCUUGAAGGAGGCCCAGAACAAGUAUCGCCUCCUGGAGGCCGACUACAAGACGCUCCACGACAAGCGACUGCAGGACCUAAAGACCCUGCAGAGUGCCCAUGACCGGGAGCUGGCCUCCUGCAACGAGACUGUCCGGAUACUGCAGCAGCGCCUCAACGAGCGGGAGGAGGCCUUCGCCACCCAGAAGCGGCGCAAGGUGCCCGUGGAUUACUACGCGCUCAAGGCCAAGGUAUCCCUGCUGGAGCGCCGGCACUCGGAGCGUGAGGAGCGACUGCACAUGCUGGUGGAGGCCCUGAGCAAGGGACGCCUCAAUGGAGCCCUGGAGGACAUGCUGCAGGAGAACAACAACAAGUAGGGGGAGGGAGGGGGUUCAGGAUGAGAUUAUUUAAGCCACAUUGCCAUGUUCAAUGCCAGCCAAUUCGACUAGAGUCCGUCUAAGCACUACAACACAUCCAAUGGUAACAUACCUAUAUCUUAGGAGAGCGGGGGACACACACAGGGCGGGAUGGGACGGGGUCUUGGCUCGCUCCGGAGGGCAGACCACUCACUGACGCUCCUUGCGAUUUUCUAACCAAAGCCCACUGGGCAGUUCCAAUGUGUUCAGCAAAACGAAACAAUAAGUAGCCAGCCAGCCAGCCAGCCAGCGAAGUAGGUAGUUUUAAGAUCCUUCCUGCCCUCCAUAGACGGGCCAAGAUCCAGUCCAUUUAUUCUGUUCACAGGGGGAAGCACACAGAUCCGAGCUGGAG